UUGAACACGCAAAGUAAACAAAGCGCACGUGUUCGCCAACAAACCACGCGAUGAAUUUUAUGAAAAAUCGCAUCGAUCGGCCAGUGGAUCCUCUUCCACCGCCGCAAGUUUUCCGACAUAUUGACCUCCGUCCGAGCACUAGUCGGGCCACCAGCAAGAGCAUCCAUGACACACUGAACGAAACGGUAGCCGCCAACGAACCGUACCCAAUAUGUGCCGUGGCCGAGGGACGUGGUCACGCUACGCUCGAGAUCGGCUUAGCAGGCAUCGACAUUACGGCGCCGGUUCUGCAGAUGUCCCAGUUCAGUGACAACUUUUGGUAUUCGAACAUCCUGUCUUCGCUGCAAGUACUGAACCCUAUAGUGGUAUUCUUCAGUGACCAUUCACUGAACACCCGUGCCUCUAGUCUGCCAGAUCUGAUCCGAAAGAUUCUACCCAACGUACAAAUACUCGGUCUACCCAGAAGCUUCUUCAACGAAAGUUUUGCUCUGAAGCACAUGGAAAGCCUGUGCUGUUCGACGUUCCGUACGCUGAAAGACACACUUCGUGCCAAGUACUACGGUCUGGCAGCAGUCGGAGCUCUUGUUCGACAUUGCUUCGAGAGCGAUCUGUUGCGCAUUGCUCCCAGGUCCUUGCAGUUUCGCUAUUUGAGCAAGUCCCUAACCAUGGCGAUCGAUGUGGAAUGUAUUGGACACUUGGAACUGAUGUACUCGUUGCAUAAGACGAAUGACAAUCACUCACUAUAUAGGCUGAUGAAUCAUUGCAUUACAAGCGUGGGGAAAAGGCAUUUGAGAGCUAAUUUGUUGGAACCCAGCUGUAGUCUGGAGGUGCUGGAAACUCGACUGACUUGCGUCGACGAAUUGCUGACGAAGAAUGACCUGCUGUGUGGAAUACAACGGAUUUUACGAGAUUUGGUAGAUAUCGGAGGACUAAUGAGGCUAGCGAUGGAUGUCGAUAGUUUGAAAACUACAAAGCAAAACACGAUCCACGUAUUGAACCAGGCCAAUACAUUACGAAAUGCUUUACGAAGUGUUCCGGAACUUGGAACUCUACUGGAAGACGUUCAGUGUUCGAUUUUGAAAGAAGCUAAACAAACUCUAGGAAAUGAAAUUUACAAACAGCUUCAUGAUCAAAUUUGCACUGUGCUGGAUGUGGAAACCAGUAGUACGCACACUUCCGACUAUCAUAGACUAUUUUUGGUAAAAUCAAAGGUAUCUUCAACGCUUGACGUUCUUCGCAGUCUGUACUCAGAAGUAAUCGACGAAAUUCGAGAAUAUGUGGCCAAUCUAACACAAGAGUUCCGGAUGUUGCUCAAAAUGACGUAUACUAAAACGAUGGGUUUUCAUAUGCAAAUCACUCUCAAGGAUGCCGGGCUUACUAUUCCAAGGGCAUUCAAAGUUCUCAGUCGUUCGGGUCAACGUUACUGUCUGACUACAUGUCCGUUGCAGGCCUACAAUGAACGGAUUAAUGGAAUUGUCAAAGAAAUUGAAAUGGUUAGCUUCACAGUCAUUAAGCAGCUGAUUGAGGAUAUGAGAGAACAUAUAGAGUCCAUCUAUGCCUUGGUAGCAAACGUAACAGAUUUGGAUGUAUUACAGUCAUUAACUGUAGUUAGCCAAGAUAAGGAAUUUUGUCGGCCAACCUUCGGAAGGUCCACAAAAAUAGUGGCCGCUCGACAUCCGCUGCUUGAAGCAUACGGGGAAAUUGAGAAAGUCGUUAAAAAUAAUAUUAUAGCCACUCCUGAGUUUAACGUCUUCAUCGUAACCGGACCUAACAUGAGUGGAAAAACUGUCUACAUGAAGACCAUCAGUCUCCUGCAGAUCAUGGCACAGCUAGGUUGCUAUGUUCCGGCAGCAAGAGCGGUGUUUCGUAUUGCAGAUCGACUGAUGGCCGUUUUCGGUGCAGCGGAAAGCAUCGAACACGACCAUUCGAACUCAUCACGAAUGUCCCGUAAGCUGGAAACUAUCGCUCAUAGUUUGACGGUGAACAGCUUGGUGGUAAUCGAUGAGCUCUUCGGUGAUACACCCUCACCGGAUCCUAGUGGUCCAAGAUGGCAACUUCUACAGCGAAUUGUUGGCUUUGUUGGGUUUCAACCUGGAGCAUCCUGCCAAAGUCUAGCGGCAAUACAGAGGCCGUUCGUAUUUCUUACGACGCACUGCCAUGAUAUGCUGCGCCCUCUGGAACGUAUGCAUAACGUAUCUCGGUUAUGUCUUCAAACAGAAGUUUUGGACGUAGAUGGGUUUGAACGUUUGCGCUACAAGUACACAGUGGCAGAGGGCAAAACUAAUGUAAAGAACUAUGGCAUUUCCUUGGCAAGAUGCGUCCGUAUCCCAGAAACUGUAAUUUCAAGAGCCGAACAAAUUAAUGAGGAGCUAAAGAAUCGAACCAUUGGUGGACGAUUUUCGCACAACACGACAACGUUCAAUGGAUCUUUCUCAACGCAGGCCAACUUACAGCAUUUCGACAAACGCCUAUAUGACCUGUACGCACAGCUUGCUUUACUGUUAUCGGAAUCCAACGAGGACAAUCCGGAAGCAAUUGGAUCUAACCUCAAUGGAUUACUGGAAAAAUUUGUUGCAACAUUGCCGGAAGAUGUGGUGCAGUACUUGAAGGAGACUCCUUUGGAGUCUCUGUUGGCAAUGAAUGACCAAAAUUUUAAUCUUCAGCAAGAUUUAACAAUGCCAAGUGUAAGCGAAGGGAUUGCUGGGCAAAGUGAAGCGGCAGCUACGGACGGAAGUGAGCCAUUUGAAAUCGAUGAAACGAUUGUUAUCGAGGAGGAAUCACAAGAAUUAUGAAUCGUAGAC
Messenger RNA from Armigeres subalbatus, 2801 nucleotides. Its product is annotated as mutS protein homolog 4-like. Gene Ontology annotation, cellular component: mitochondrion; nucleus. The coding region runs from base 51 to 2792 and encodes 913 amino acids. The record is from RefSeq and is a predicted model, not a curated record. Gene Ontology annotation, molecular function: ATP binding; ATP-dependent DNA damage sensor activity; mismatched DNA binding. NCBI's taxonomy places the organism in Eukaryota, Metazoa, Arthropoda, Insecta, Diptera, Culicidae. The transcript is spliced from 6 exons. Gene Ontology annotation, biological process: mismatch repair; mitochondrial DNA repair.